AUGCUCCAACCAAGGGAAGCUGAUGUGCCUGCACUCUUUGUUGUAUUUAUCGUACUUCCGGUGAUAGCAUAUUUUCUUCUUGGGAGAUGGCAUGAUUCUGUAAGUAAGAAAACAAGAGUAGGUGUGCUUGGCCAGAAAGCUGCAGAAGAAGCCUUCAAAGUUGAAACAAUGGCAUGCCCAGAUGUUAUAUUGCCAGGACCGUCUCUGAGACCCAUGCCUUAUUUGAGAUCUGUUCCUUCUUUAAGGUCAGAAUACCACGAGUGUGCUACUUGUCGUGGCCCUGCAAAGACUAGGUGCUCCAGGUGCAAAUCUGUUAGAUACUGCUCUGGAAAGUGUCAAAUUAUACACUGGAGGCAAGGGCAUAAACAAACAUGCCAGCAGUGGCAUGUUAAUGGUGGUAGCAACUCUGGUGGACUAUCUCCGACGGAGAGUUCUGAACAAAUGCCGUUCUUGACUAACCUGAAUUCACCUCUUCCAGGGGGUGACAGUCACCUGCAUGACAUGAAUUUUGACACAGUAUCAGAGCCAUCAUUUGCGACAACUGAUAGCUAUAUUCUUGAUACUGAUCUAUUCCUGACAGACAGAAGCAACAUGAAUGAAUCAAAUCAAAGUCUUCUUUCAAUAGUAAAUAGCGCUUCUGUUGCAUCUUGUGAAAAGAGCAAUUACAGUGUUGAUGAAGAAACCAACUCAUCUGAGAUUUUAUCAGCAAAUAAGUUCUUUACCUUGCGCUUUCAGGUUUCAAACAACAGUUAUGGUUGUUUAGAUGAAAAGAAUGGCAACCAUGAUUUUACUUAUCCUCUCAAUAAUACGGUACAACAACCCAAUAAUUGUGCUCCUGAAACAACAAAAUGUCCAAAAGCAAGCAUCACAGUUUAUGAACCCGACAUGGGUGUCUAUUUUACUUCUGAUAUGACGAGUUCUUGCGAGGGGCCAUAUUCUUCCGCAACAGAGUCACUACAGAGGAGCAAAUCAUCUUGCAAAUAUAGUGGGCGAGGAAAUGCGAUUUAUAUGAAGCCUCCUUAUCCACCAGGUAAGGUGGUUUCAUCACAAAAAACACAGGAGGUGUUGGCAUCAUAUCAAUACAAUGUCCAUCAAAAGAACACUUCCUGCAAAAAUGAGCAAAGAUCUGCAAAAUCAAGUGUUUCAACGAACAACAAUUUACAAGGAUGCACUGGAAUCUCAAAAUUAGGAGCAUCCAAGGUUGAAGUCUUGAAGAAGCCCUCAAAAUUUCUCAAAACCAGCCUGGUGGGUUUAAUCAAUGAUAACAAGAGGAGUAAGGUAUUGUUUUGCUAUGAAGAUCUUGUUAAGUUCUUCCAGUAUGAAGUACGGGGUAUUUCUCCCAGAGGUCUUUUCAACUGUGGGAACAGCUGCUAUGCUAAUGCUGUUCUACAAUGCCUCAUGUGCACAAAACCCCUGAUGAUCCACCUGCUUCUGAGAUUGCAUUCUAAAGACUGUUGCUCAAAGAACUGGUGUCUUAUGUGCGAACUUGAGCAAUAUGCUUCAACUUUACGUGAAAGUGGUGGACCUGUGUCUCCAAGCAGAAUCCUUUCGAAUCUAAGGAACAUUGGAUGUCGCUUGGGUGGUGGAAGUCAGGAAGAUGCUCAUGAAUUUUUAAGGCAUCUUGUGAUGUCUAUGCAAGCAGCGUGCCUGGAUGGACUGGGUGGUGAGAAGCAAGUAGAACAAAGCUUGCAGGAAACUACACUGAUACAACAGAUGUUUGGUGGACGCCUUAAAUCGAAGGUUAAGUGCCUCAGAUGCCAUCAUGAAUCUGAAAGAUACGAGAAUAUAAUGGAUCUUACUUUGGAGAUUCAUGGUUGGGUGGAGUCCUUGCAAGAUGCUUUGACACAGUUCACUGCUCCUGAAGAUUUAGAUGGGGAUAAUAUGUAUAAAUGUGGAAGGUGUUGUGCUUAUGUUAAAGCUAGAAAACAGCUAAGCGUGCAUGAAGUGCCGAACAUAUUAACAGUAGUUUUAAAAAGAUUCCAGACAGGAAAGUAUGGCAAGAUUAACAAAUGUGUCACUUUUCCUGAUAUGUUGGACAUGGUUCCUUUUGUGACUGGGGCUGGUGAUCACCCGCCUCUUUACUUCUUGUAUGCUGUGGUUGUACAUGUGGAUACAGAAAAUGCAUCAUUCUCUGGUCACUACAUAUCGUAUGUCAAAGAUAUGCAGGGAACAUGGUUAAGAAUUGAUGACUCAGAGGUCAAGGCUGUAUCAUUGAAUCAAGUUAUGUCAGAAGGUGCAUAUAUGCUAUUCUACUUGAGAUCUUUUCCUCGCCCUCCGAGGAUAUACAUUGAGAAAGGCCUAUUGCCUGAUCCAUCAUCUUCAUAUCGUCACUCAUCAAAAUCCUCCAAGGGCUCUUCUAAACAAGAGCAGAAGCAGACAGAAUCACUCUUUACUUCUGAUGAUCAAAGCCGUGGUAUUUAUGAUUUUAGACCAGAGGAGGAAGGUUACAGGCAAGAUCAGCAUGCCAAGUUGAGGUCCCAAAAUUUAUAUCACACCGAUGAUGCUUUUGCCGAUUCGGUUAGCACGGACUUCUCGGACGCUACAUCAAGUGAAUGGUCCCUGUUUACCAGCUCUGAUGAAUCUUCGUUUACCACGGAAAGCACUAGAGAUUCAUUCAGUGUUGUGGAUUAUGGUGACAAUGCUGGCCUUGAUCCAAUCACCUCAAUUUUUGGGCCAUAUUAUGCUCCUGAUCAUCCUCUUGGCAACUUUGUCUCAUGUACAAGGCUCUCGCAUUCCAAUCCGCAAACAAGGUACUUCCCGGAAAGCAUGGGUUUUGUCUCAGAUUCUUCCUUGCCAACUCACCCCUACGGCAAUGUACAUAGAGGAAGAUAUCCAGACAGGGCUUGCGCGUCUUCAGCCGAACCUCUUGCUUCAGCAAACCAGCGAAGCUUGUAUGGUAGGUAUAACCAUAGUAGAGAUGGUUUUGUUCAAACAUCUGGGUUUUGUCAUAUGUAA
Molecule: messenger RNA, 2955 nt
Organism: Triticum turgidum subsp. durum (durum wheat)
Lineage: Eukaryota; Viridiplantae; Streptophyta; Magnoliopsida; Poales; Poaceae
Source: the annotation of a GenBank genome assembly